Belonocnema kinseyi is the source of this 1256-nucleotide messenger RNA. Its product is annotated as zinc finger protein 677-like. Bases 72 to 674 code for a protein of 200 amino acids. Lineage: Eukaryota; Metazoa; Arthropoda; Insecta; Hymenoptera; Cynipidae. Gene Ontology annotation, cellular component: nucleus. The transcript has 2 exons. The record is from RefSeq and is a predicted model, not a curated record. Gene Ontology annotation, molecular function: DNA-binding transcription activator activity, RNA polymerase II-specific; RNA polymerase II cis-regulatory region sequence-specific DNA binding. Gene Ontology annotation, biological process: regulation of transcription by RNA polymerase II.
AUGUCCAGUGUGUUUAUAAGAAGUCAACAGAAAAACAAGAUGGCGGGCCAUAUUCUGAUACACCUACUGAAAUGAACUGUAAUGCCAAGACUUCAACUUGCAUAAUUGAAUAUGACUAUGAUGAAACUUUGGAAAUCAAGGAAGGAAUAAUCAAAGGUCAAGAGACUACAGGUCAAAAAUGUAAUGUAACAUAUGAGUCGAACUUUUUUACCAUAUAUAUAAAAGAAAAUGAUAAUAUGACUGCUAAAGAAAAAUUGGGGAUCCAAGAAAUGAUGCUCAUUCAAGAAUCAAGCCAGACAACGGGGCAAAAAUACAAAUGCGAAAAGUGUGCGCGAAGCUAUAUACAGAAAAAGCAUUUAAAUCGUCAUGAAAAAUUCGAAUGUGGCGUCAUACCACGGUUCCGCUGUACGUUUUGCGCUAAACUAUUUAAACGGAAAUAUGACCUUAAUAAUCAUGUUGACCGCAUGCACCAGACAUCAAACCUAAAAAAGCCGAUUUUGAGGCAUAAUUGCAAUCAAUGUUCUCAAAGUUACACUAAACUAGCAGCUUUAGGUCGACAUAAACGUUCAGUUCAUGCAGCAGUCCAACCACAAUUUUUUUGUGACUUUUGUGGCUUUAAAAUGAAUCGAAAAAGUAAUUUAGCAGCACACAUUGCUAAACGCCAUUUCAAAUAAUUCAGCACGCAAAACUUUAGUCACUGCAUAAUACUCAAUUUUGCUUUUUGAGCUUUCCAAAACUUUAAAUUUACUCUCCAUUAAUAUUAACAUAAAUAAUUUUUGUAUGCGUUCGUAUAAGAAGUUUUACUUUGGCCCGUGUGGAAAUAUGUCCUGAAAGUCUGGUUAUAUGUCUGGUAUAGGUCUGAAUGUAUCUAGACUGUCUAAUCUGAAAAAUCUGAUCUGGUCCAGGUCUGACCUAAUCUAGAACGUCUAGUCUGAAAGGUCUGGUCUGCCCCAGGAGUGUCGCUGAUCAACUAGCUAAGAAAUAAAAAAAAGUUUUAAAUUCGAUCAGCAAAAAUAAAAUAAAAAAUGCACUUUAUAAAAACAAGACUUUAUUUUCUUAUUACUAUGACAGACUAGUCUGACUGUGGUUUGGCUCUGGUCAGCUAGACAAGAAAAAAAAACCUAAUUUCAAUCAGUUCAUUUUUUUGACAUAUUUCGAAAUAGUUGCAGCGUGUCUUAACUAAUAGAAAAUAAUAAAUUCAUAUUAUCAAAAAAAAAGACUUUUUUUCUGUUCACCUUGAAAGUCUGGUCUCCUCC